UGUAAAUCUUCUGAAGAACAAAUCACCCUCCACUGACUCUGGGCUUGGACGGUUUCGUCAACCUCGAACAUCAACCAGCUUGAAACCGUCGUCACUCUUGCGAAUGGUCUCUUGAUUGACUCUCCCUGCUGUCACGCCCGUUCUCUUGCCACGAUAUCCUGUAUUUCUUCCUUCAUUUUUAGCUCAGACCCUAGAUGACGAACCGCCAGCUGUCCCUUACAGGCGCUCGCUCCCCCGCGUAAACCAAAACCAAUGUCGUGGGACUUGCUUCAGAGGUUCCUCGAGUCCGACGUCUUCAACUCCAACCCCUUUCUCCCCGUCUCAUACCUCUCGUGAGUCUCCUACAAACCCCUGCACGUCCUACAGAAGCCGCCGAUACUGGUCGCCAUACACAUUUGUUAUGCCUCUUCAUUCUCGCUUCUUCCGCCCUCUCCGACGUCGCCAAUCGCUAAUGCCACCUGUCGCAACAGCCGAUAUGCCGACCACGUGGGGAUUCACUAUGUUCUCUGCCAGAAGCUCCGCCAGUUUCCCUACGAGGAUAUUGAGUUCUUUCUACCGCAAUUAUGUCACCUCAUAAUCAGCGUGCAUAAUGAGUCAAUGGCUUUGGAAGAGUUUUUGAUGGACUUGUGCGAAGAAUCCGUCACAGCAGCGCUGCUGACCUUCUGGCUCUUUCAAACAUAUCUUCACGAUCUCUCCUCGAAUCCGCAAUCCGACUCGUUCCAGACAUGUCGCCGUGUCUACAACAAGGUUCAACACAUUGUGUUUGGACUUGCUGAUACCGCUCGUCAUGAGAAGAUCACGGAAAACGUCCUACCAGUCACGGUUCUCUCUAGUUUUGUCCUUGCCAGUAUUGCGCUGCCCAUGUUCCCCCAGUGGGCUGGCCCUCUCGCAGUCGCCCAAGCUCGCAAGCCUCAACCCAUCACCAAUGAAACGCAGGAACCGAAGGAGAACCCCAAGCCCACGAGGGCUCGCACAGUUACCGUCGGAAACUCGCGAUCGCGGCGUGCCCGAGAUAAUGGACGGACCUUUAGUGCACCAGAUCCUAAAGGGUCAAGAGACUCUUCACCCAAGCCUGCGCGCAGUCCUCGACCGCCUUCGGUGAUUAUUCCGCCGCAAAGGUCUAAGACACCAGUUGGGAUGACUCGGCCAUCCGCUCUUGAGCUUAGAUCACUGGAAGCUAAGCUCAGCACGUCAUCUCUUCCACUGCCAUCAGCUCAACCUACUACCAGACCGACGACCCCAAACUCACCAGGUAAUGCGCAGCGCCCGGUUGACAACGCAACCCGACGGCAUUCGCACCACGCAAAAGCAGUCCUUACUGUCAGCGACAUGUCGCCAGUGCAAAAGACGAGACUUUUGAGACAACAUUAUUUCAGGUCACAAACACAAUUCUUGACGGCCCUGGAAGGCAUCUCGAACCGAUUAGUACUGGUCCCCAAACCCGCUCGAAUGAGCGCAUUGCGAGCUGAAUUGGCUUUAAUAUCACAGGACUUACCUGCUGAGAUUGAUAUUCCCGUCAUUUGCCCCCCAACUCUGGUUAAUGGAUCGCCUGGGAAGAGCCGCCAUCACCGUAUCGUUCGUGUGAACCCUGCCGAAGCGACAGUGCUCAAUAGUGCCGAGAAGGUUCCUUAUCUGAUCAUGGUAGAGGUUUUGAGAGACGACUUCUCUUUCGACCCUGACGCGCCCGAAAAUGACCGACUCCUUAACAGCUUACUAGGAGGUAGCGCUCGCGCAAAGCGUAUAUUCGAUCUUUCUGACUCACCUCGCCUCUCCCCCACGGUAAAGGCGCCAGAGCCUCUUCUAGACAGUGUCUUUGAACCUGCUUCGGGCGAUCUGGGAAGCUCGCCACUUUUGAAGGGUAUAGAUGAGUCGCCAGUUAGAGCCUCUUCGAGACCAGCACAGAACCAUACUGCUCAGCGUCUGCCAAGUGGAGCUACAACAUCUUCCUCGACAUUGGAUUUGACAACGCCGCGAUCAUCGGGCACAGGAACCUCGCGAUCUAACAGCCCAGGACCCGUCUCACGAAGAAUGACCAUGCCCAUUCAGCGGAGCGCACCAGCUGACCAGCCUGACUUCGGUGCCUUAGCCACGCAUAUGCGAACUGCUUCUCAGAUGCUUGCACAGCUGGAAGCCACCAGCGGAAAGCGCCCAAAGCAGGAAGUAGCUGCUAUCAGAGCUAAGAUCAUCGCCAGCAUGCAGAGCCUUGAGGAGAAGAGCUUCGAUGUUGACGAGCAAGGCCCAACCUUCGACACAAUUAUCGCUAAAGCCAGCACAACGCCAAUCCCUGUACACAACCCUGACCUGGAGGAAGACGUACAGAUUGACCCGAACCUGAACGCUAGUGCAGGACGUGAGCGUAUGGAGAACGAUAUCAAAACUGGUGGUGUCCAACGGCGUGGAGAUCGUGAUGACCCUAGUGCGGCCGUCUUUGGUGAAGCUUGGGAAGCUAAGAAGGAACGAAUUCGCAAGUCAUCGCCUUAUGGUUGGAUGAAGAAUUGGGAUCUCGUUAGCGUCAUCGUCAAGACAGGAGCUGAUCUUCGACAAGAGGCAUUUGCUUGCCAGCUCAUCGAUGUGUGUCAUAAAAUUUGGGUUGAUGCCGGCACUGAUGUCUGGGUCAAACGUAUGCGAAUCCUAGUAACUGGGGAGUCGUCGGGUCUGAUCGAAACCAUUACGAGUGGCGUGUCCCUCCACUCGCUGAAGCGAAGUCUAACGCUGGCCUCGGUUGAGUCUGGCCAGAACCCUCGUAACCGCAUUGCGACACUGAGAGACCAUUUUCUCAAAGCGUUUGGCAAACCUGAUAGCAAAGAGUUCCAGGCUGGCGUUGAUGCGUUCAAAAAGUCACUGGCAGCAUACAGCAUCAUCUCUUACGUUCUCCAACUCAAGGACAGACACAAUGGCAAUGUCUUGGUGGACAGCGAGGGCCACAUUAUCCAUAUCGACUUUGGCUUUAUGCUUUCCAAUUCGCCUGGCUCAGUUGGGUUUGAGGCGGCGCCAUUCAAGUUGACGCAUGAGUAUGUCGAUGUUUUAGGUGGACCACUUUCUCCUGAUUUUGAAGACUACAAGAGACUUUGCAAGCAAGCAUUCCAAGCUUUGCGUCGCUCGGCAGACAACAUUAUUGACCUGGUAGCGAUGAUGGGACAUGACUCCAGGAUGCCCUGCUUUGCAGUGGGCAUCGCUCAAGUGACGAAUACCCUUCGACAGAGGUUCCAGCUUCAUCUGAGCGCCGAAGAAGCGGAACAUUUUGUUGAUGAUCUCGUUGCCAAAUCAUUUGGCAGUUACUACACUCGACUCUAUGACACAUUCCAAUAUCGUACACAGGGUAUCUACUAGACAAGUUCAACACAGAAAAGACUCGAUAGGCAGGGAGUAGUUGAUUUCAACGCACAAGAGAAAAAUUCAAGAGCUAGGAGUAGCAUUGGGAUAAUUCGGGGGCAUAUGAGAUGGCGUUGCGGAUGAUAGACAUGGCUGAAUAGCCGAAACACUUACUGAUGCGAGUUUUAUAUGACAACUGAUGAUUGCGCAUGGUGAGGAGGAUAGGAAGUGGUGUGGAUUUUCAUUACGGGGUAGAAGGGACGUAGAAUGAGGGGAUGAAUGAAUACUGGAAGACUUCUUAAGGCAGUGCCGACAUACGCAUCCAAGAAUUUUUCUAUCAUGUCCCAGUGACAGCUAUACUUACGACUGCCUUGCUUGCCUUUAUGCAAUACAGACAAGGUUGAUUCAACGUGUAACUCAUGGAUAGACUCGUCACCUACUGACCUCACUUCAGCGCUGACUUUAUAUAAUGACUCCAAGAGCGCC
Messenger RNA from Fusarium odoratissimum NRRL 54006, 3798 nucleotides. Its product is annotated as phosphatidylinositol 4-kinase. The transcript is spliced from 4 exons. Lineage: Eukaryota; Fungi; Ascomycota; Sordariomycetes; Hypocreales; Nectriaceae. Bases 598 to 3330 code for a protein of 910 amino acids. Gene Ontology annotation, molecular function: 1-phosphatidylinositol 4-kinase activity. The record is from RefSeq and is a predicted model, not a curated record. Gene Ontology annotation, biological process: phosphatidylinositol-mediated signaling; phosphatidylinositol phosphate biosynthetic process. Gene Ontology annotation, cellular component: membrane; cytoplasm.